Molecule: messenger RNA, 1851 nt
Organism: Oppiella nova
Lineage: Eukaryota; Metazoa; Arthropoda; Arachnida; Sarcoptiformes; Oppiidae
Source: the annotation of a GenBank genome assembly
AUGGGUUUAGAAAGUGUCAGGAUAAAUGAUAAAUACGAGACAUAUAACGACCCGUCGGUCGACCACUACUCGAGUCAACACCAUCUGAACCGACGACGAAAAGUGAAUCCGUUGUCGACGACGACUGCAAAUACAUUGAAUUCUCAUCACUAUUACUGCGGUUCACAUAUCACUGCCUCUAACCUGUCCAACGGUAACGACUUCCCCAACGCUUCUAAUUAUAGCUACUUAUGGAAAGUCUGCAAAGAAAGGGGUGUUUUGUUUGAAGAUCCGUAUUUCGCUGCGAGUAAUAAAGCAUUGUUUGGCAAAAAAGAGUCCUCCAAUUCACACAAAAUAUUCUCAUCAGUCGUAUGGAUGCGUCCCUUUCAACUGGUCUCCCGACCCAAGUAUAUCACUGAAUACAAUCCCAAUCGGCGUUUCGAUGUCGAGUUUGGCGAUGGGUCGGCCCUAUUGUCCAGCAAUCAGCCCCUAUUCCACGCGACAAGCAUUUUAUAUUCAGUGCCUAAGCUUUUUGACCGCGUUAUCAAUCCGUUGCAAAACCUUAAUCCAAAUAAUUAUGCCGGCAUUUGGAAGUUUCGGUUCUGGAAGUUUGGACAAUGGAUUGAUAUUGUCAUCGAUGACCGACUGCCCACAUAUAAGGGUAGACUCUUGUUUAUGCAGUGUUUAGAUGGGUCUGAGUUCUGGGCCGCGCUCUUAGAGAAAGCUUACGCUAAACUAUACGGUAGUUAUGAUUAUUAUCUCAAGCAUUGUUUUACUGCCCAAACAACCCAAGACUUGACGGGUGGCAUCGCACAGAGCUUCACAAUAGCGAGCCAUGAGAGGCAUAUCAUACACCAAAUGAUCGCAUCGGCAGUUCCGCGUUCAACACUACUGUCCGUUUGCAUCAACACGAGUGACGCCAACUCUCCUAAUAAAUCAUAUCGACUCAGGAAUGGACUGAGGAAUGUGUGCUGCAAAGGGGAGUGGAAUGGAGCCUGGAGUGAGAGGUCUCUAGAAUGGGAUCAUCUGAGCGAAAGAGACAGAGAAGAGUUGACUAUAAGGUGCAGAACUGAUGGGGAAUUUUGGAUCUCUUUUGAUGACUUACUCAACAACUUUACAAAUCUGGAUCUCAUUCAUAUCGGACCCGACGAUUGGAUGCAGGAAAUAUCACUCCAUCACAAAAGACCCUGGAGGGCUGUAUUGGCGCGAAGGAAAUGGAAGAAGGGGUUCAACGCAGGGGGCAGUCCAUCACAUAAGGAGACUUUCCACACAAACCCACAAUUUCAUGUCCACAUCCCUAAGAGUGGACCAAAUAAACUCCAUGUCGUCGUUUCUGUCACACAAUUAUAUGAGACAAACACCGAAUUACAAGACUAUUCGUUACAGAGUAUAGGCUUUUGUGUGUUUGAAGUGCCGCCCAAUACUAUACGCUUGAGUCAUGCAUUCGUCUCAAAUAACGCUCCGUUAGAUAUCACAGACUUCACCACAACUCGCGAGUCGGUCACUUUCUUUACAUUACCUGCCGGUGACUUCAUUAUAGUGCCCUCCACUGAUAAACCCAACCAAGAGACCAAGUUCCUUUUGAGACUAUUCACUGAUGAAUCCACUAAUAUAUGGGAAGUCAAUGAUGACAACAUCAUUUUUGCCUUGGAUUCGCAGAUACCUAAAAUUGUUGAAAGUAUAGCUCAGCCCGCACUCCUGCGCCAGAUAUUCAUUCGGUACGGCCCACUGGACUACGUGAAUGUGGUCCCCCAGUCGUACUGCGCUUUCGUCAACUACCACAACCACCAGAGCCCGAGAGUAGCCAUCGCCGCACUCUAUGGCCAGACAGUGACCGGCGUUUCCAACGGUUUCCGACCCCUUGUGUUCCGA